UUUGGAAGAGAAAACAAAGGUGAACUGUAAAAUGAUUACCCAAACUGCCUGUUGUAAUCAUCCAGCACCAAGAGUUUGUUUUAGCUCUGUUCCAGACUUAGAGCCCUAUGAACAGGCAGUGUGGUCUUUUUGGUCGACUAUACUGCCGAGCCUUCAGUAGUAAAUGCAAAGUCUACAUCUUUGACAAAAGCCCAUUGUUUUUACUGUGGGCCCUGCACUCAAUCUAAUUAUGAGUGUGUGUGUGUGUGUGUGUGUGUGUGUGUGUGUGUGUUCAGACCGUGGAAAGGGCAGGCAGAGACAGGCCAUUUUAGGAGAACACCCAUCAUCCUACAGUGAGAACGGCUAUGGUCAACCCUGCCCCCUGCUGCCUCUUCCGGGGAACAGCAGGUACAAGCUCGCCUCAGUGGACGUUCCAGACAUGGUGUCCUACCCUCUGCCCCAGUCCUCCUCCUCCUACUCUGCCCAUGCCCCCAGCUCUGUUGCCAUGGUGAGCGGUCUCCAUCCAUCCAAGAUGAACUGCACCCGCAUCUUCAACCUCUUCUGCCUGUAUGGCAACAUUGAGAAGGUAAAGUUUAUGAAGAGUGUUCCUGGUACUGCGUUGGUUGAGAUGGGAGAUGAGUAUGCUGUGGACAGAGCCAUCACACACCUCAACAGCAUCAAGGUGUUUGGCAAAAGACUCAAUGUCUGUGUGUCUAAGCAGCAUGCAGUGAUCCCCAGUCAGGUGUUUGAGUUAGAGGAUGGCAGCAGCAGCUAUAAGGACUUUGCCAUGACCAGGAACAACCGCUUCAGCAGCGCUGGACAGGCCUCCAAAAAUAUCAUCCAGCCUCCAUCUGCAGUGCUUCACUACUAUAACGUUCCUCCAUGCAUAUCACAGGACCACUUACUGAGGCUGUGCACGGAGCAUGACGUGCCUGGUUUCGUCAAAUUCAAGAUGUUUGAUGCCAAACCCUCCUCUAAGACCAUCUCUGGCUUGUUGGAGUUCGACAGUAAGACGGAGGCUGUGGAGGUUCUUACUGUUCUCAACCACUACCAGAUCAGGAUACCCAAUGGGUCCAACCCAUACACCCUGAAACUGUGUUUCUCCACCUCGUCUCAUCUAUAAAAAGCUGCAGAGCACAAGAAGAGGCUGCUGAACCUGAUGAUGGCUGACCUCUGACCUGGGAGAGGGAGAGGGACCACGAGAGGCGGACAAGUGGACGAGAGAUAAA
Messenger RNA from Micropterus salmoides (largemouth bass), 1208 nucleotides. RefSeq names its product heterogeneous nuclear ribonucleoprotein L-like. Gene Ontology annotation, cellular component: nucleus. The transcript is spliced from 7 exons. Gene Ontology annotation, biological process: mRNA processing; regulation of RNA splicing. Lineage: Eukaryota; Metazoa; Chordata; Actinopteri; Centrarchiformes; Centrarchidae. Gene Ontology annotation, molecular function: mRNA binding. The coding region runs from base 230 to 1102 and encodes 290 amino acids. The record is from RefSeq and is a predicted model, not a curated record.